AUGUGCUCACCGUCGGCCGUGGUGUGCCGCGAGAUAUUCGAUGAGAAUAGCCAGCCUUCUGCAGAGGAAAUAUCUGAUUAUGCCUGCCAAUUGGGCAUUGACCCUGAGAGUGAGAGCCAUCUCUUGCCACUGGCUCGAGAUGGUCUCAUGCAAGCGCUGCCAGCACCAUGGAAAGCUUAUUUCGAUGAAAAACUUCAAACACACUACUACUACAAUGAAGACACGAAAAACACUCAAUGGGAGCAUCCGUUAGAUCACGUUUAUAGGGAACUAGUGAAGAAAGCUCGGGAUGCGUCGAUGCAAGAUGACACGUGUGCUUCUGUACAGGAACUAUUAACAUCAGAAGAAAACACCAAAAAUCUAGAACGAGUAGAAACAAAAGUAGAAAGCGAUGAUGACGAUCUUAGUACUGACAGUGAGCAAAAUGACGUAAAAGAUGUGAAUUCGACUUUAGUACAUAAUAGACGUUUAACCCCUUUAGGGAGACCCCCACUGCCCCUUUCAAGAUUAGAUAAAAAGCUAGCCGAAUUGAGAAUAUCACCCUUAAGAAGGAGUGUAGAUAGCACAAUGACUCCUAAACCACUUAUACGGAACACAUCAGACAGAGAUAUACUAGGUCGGACGACUUUUGAAAGGCCAAAAAUGCUAUUUAAACAACAAUCAGAGAUAAUAGAUUUAAAAAUGAAUGUAUUAACAAGUCCCGAAGAGGAGAAUUUUAGCUCGUUGUUAGCAUCUGCCAAAGUAGAUAAGGGGUUGCCUUUGACUGGUAAAGGCAACAUGUUUCUCAAGAUAUCUCGCUCAAAUUUGCCAAGUCCAGAUACAGAGAAGUCACUUAAUGUAGAAUCUGUUACUAAAAGCGAUCCACCGAAGGGUAUAUUAAGGGAGAAAACAUCGGAUUCAUUACACAGGAAGGCAGAGAGUGCUGUAUUGGGCAAAGCGAAGCAAACGCCAAGUUUUGAAGAAGAUAAGAAAAGUGUUAGAUUUAAAUUGGAAAACCUUCCCGAACCUACACUAAGUCCGGGUUCGAACAGUUCAUCCGAACAGAAUGACGGACAAAGUUCCAUUAUCAGUGUGCCACCAACUAUGCCUUCCCCCAUCAUACCAUCAUCACCUAUCACACCACCAAUAUCACAAAACUCAAAUCCUAUCACAGCCAUCAUGUCCCAGUCUAUGCCAUCACCUAUCACACAAACAAAUAUAGCUCCUAUCAUACCUAUCACGUCUAUCACACUAUCACCAUUAGUAACAAGGCCACCAUUGCCACCUCGAAUCUUAGACAGUCCGAGAGAAGUGAAAAGUAUAUCGGUAUCAGAAAAAGACUCUUUAGAUAGUGAAAGUGUUAAUCGCGGCACAUCUCCAAGAAGACGUUUAGUGAAACCGCCUCCAGGUGAUUACAUAAAGCCGGAGUUAUUUCAAAAGAAUUUCCAAAAAAUAUCCGAUUUGGUGCGACGAGCAGACAUCGAACCCCCGUCACUUACGAUCGAAGAACCGUCAUCUGAUAAAGAAGCGAGACCGAGAUCACCAAUGAUACCGUUGAAAAGUAAAAUUUCCAUUAACCUAAUGGAAAGUAUUGAAUCUGAGACAUCAAUCGAUUCUCCCGACCGUGAAUUCGCUAAUUUAGACCUUAACGACUUAGACGACUCCAAUGCACAAAAACCCGAGCCAGAUACAAAAGAUAAGGAAAAAACUCCACGAACAGACGACAAUCAGUCUAAAACCGAAUCUAUACAAAGAUCCCGCGACUUACCAAUACUACAAAUAAAAGUUCCUAAAUUAGAUUUCGCAAAGCCAUUUACACAUUCCGAUUCGGAAGAUUCGAAGCGGUCGAAGGAUGAUGAACCUAAAAGUAGUGUACGAUCGCAUAGUAUCGACGUCCCGAAAGACAUAAAAGGUCAAUUAAAAUUAUCUCCCACACAAAGUUUAACAGAUAGAUCACCGCGUUUAGAAUUCACCAAAAAUUGGUCAAGCCCUCUAUCGACUUUCAAACCUUUAACCAAAUCUAUUAUGAACCCCUUAAAAACGUCCGAUUCGGCUUCUAGUUUGGGCAAAAACCUAACUAGUCCUAGAUUGGAUGGUGUUAUUAUAUCUCAGGGUAAAUCGAGUUCAGAUAACGUGGUAGUAGUUUAUCAGUUUGAAAGUCAAGAUGAAACUCAGAAACCUAUGAAAUCUCCACUAAUACCUGAUAUGGGGGUUCGGGAGAUGUUCGAAAGGAAUAAACAGGAUGAGAGAAGGAGAUUAGAACUGUCUCUACAGAAAGAGUUGGAGAUCAUCAGAAUGGAAUUCACGGCGAAGGAGAAGAGAAUGAGGGCGGAAUUGCAAGAAGAGUUGAAGGAAGCUGAAGAGAAGUUCUUGAAUGAUAAGAGAUUGAGAUUGUCUGAGCAGAAUGAUAGACAUAGACGGGAAAUGGAGGACGCACUAUCCGAAGCGGAACGAAAUCAUAAACAAGAAUUACAAAACAAGUUAAAAGAACUCGAAAGAAAAUAUCAAAAUGAUGUUGAAAUGACUGAGAAACAGCAUGAAAACAAUAUGGCGAGAUUGAGAGAGGAUUUUAGCGACAAGUUUAUUGAGUUGAGAGAACAGUUGGAGAUUGAAAACGAACGCGCUUUAUCGGAUAUACACAGCCAAUUACAAAUGAAUCUGAACAGAGAAAGAUCUAGAAUGAUAGAAGAGAACAGAGCCACCGUAGAGAGCUUGAGAGAAGAACACACCACCAGAAUUACUGAUCUGCGACACGAUUAUAGGGCUGAGGUGGAGCGCCUGCGCGCGCAGCACGCCUGCCACCUGGAGGAGCUGCGCGCGCGCCUGGCGGGCGAGCGCGCGGCGCGCGGCGGCGGCGGCGAGCGCGCGCUGCACGACAAGUACCGCUGUCUCAAGGAGAAGUACGCGCGGCUCAAGCAGGACGUUAAGAUGUCAAUAGAAAGACGCAAUAAAAGAAGAGAAAUGAGCAUGACAACUGGUUCUGAAACUGAAAAAUCUAAUUCGCACAAAGCGAAUCAGUCAUUAGAGAGAUGUAAAGAAUUAAACGAAACGUCAGUGAGCGUCGUCGUAGAAAUGGAACCAUCAAGGAUCAAAAACAACAAUCCAACUAUAAAGUUCAAUGACAAUGAAACUUCAUAUUCAGAAAGCAAUGCUCAGAAAUCGGUAGAUAAUAAUAAUAUUGAAUGGAAGAUUAGAAGAGAUAAUACAAUCCAGUCGGACACGUCGCAAAUGUCUGCAAUGAAACAUUCAAAAAAUAAACGCAAUGCAGUAGCUUUCCGCGAACCGCCGCGUCGGCGGAGAGAUAAUGAUGGAGGUGCGACCACAGAUUGCCAAGACUCGUCGGAUGCGACCACAGCCGAUGAGAAACCCAAAGAAACUAUCAAUGGAAAUGGUCCCGGGCGAAGAAGAUGUUUCACGAGAUUAAAGUCAGCAUCAACAUCUCGUCUUAACUAUUCACCUAAACGUGGUGAAGGCUGGUCUAGUCCACUAGAGUCUCUGAGGCAGCAGUUGAGGAAGUUAGAUGAUUUGGAAGACCAGUUCCCGGACCUGGCGUGCCAGCCCGCGUACAGCUUGCGGUAUCCUUUCGCUGAAUUAGGCCCAGUAACAAUAACAGAUACACCCGAAUUAGAAUUUGUAAGGCAUAGAGCCCUAGUAGAGAGGGAAGGGAUGAAGCGUGCCCGAGCAGUGCUAAGGACUCGUAGGGCUGCCCUAAGGGAGUCUAGGGCUUCGGUCUCCCCUCAUAGACCUCCGUCGGAAGAACGUGAGACCACCGAGCUAGAGGUUGCGUUGCACCGAGCGCGUGCUCUGCUCGGCGAGAAGGAGAUACGCCUGCGGCAUAUAGAGCGCGCUCUGCGUCGGCUCGCCGAUGCUCAUCCGAUACAGCAGGAGAAUACGACGGACUCGGGGUCGUCCGUGUCGUCGGGCGGCGGCGCGGGCGCGGGCGGCGCGGUGCUGCGCUCGCUGCGCGCGCUGCACGCGGACGUGCGCGACAUAUGGCGGGCGCUGGACGCCAGGAAGAUGGCCCUCACUAACACUGGGACUGCGUCCCCAGAAACAAGUUCUUGUAAUAUGCCAACAACUUCUCAAACCAGAAUGACGUUAUCCGCCCCGGAUCCUGUACUACAUGACAAUUCAGAUGGUGUCGCAGAAAGAGCUAAAGGUUUGCGUGCGUGGUUACAAACCACACCA
Brenthis ino (lesser marbled fritillary) is the source of this 4167-nucleotide messenger RNA. The record is from the annotation of a GenBank genome assembly. Lineage: Eukaryota; Metazoa; Arthropoda; Insecta; Lepidoptera; Nymphalidae.